Molecule: messenger RNA, 414 nt
Organism: Selaginella moellendorffii
Lineage: Eukaryota; Viridiplantae; Streptophyta; Lycopodiopsida; Selaginellales; Selaginellaceae
Product: E3 ubiquitin-protein ligase MARCH8-like
Exons: 2
Coding region: 1-414 (137 amino acids)
Molecular function (GO): zinc ion binding
Source: RefSeq, a predicted model, not a curated record
AUGGUCACCAAAAGGAGAAGAAGCUCACCCGGCUUUACUCCGGAACGUUUCUCGUCAAGCCGACCACUCCUCGUCCUCGUCCCCGGGAAACUUCACAAGCAGACAAUGGAGCCCAAGACACUGACCAUGCCAACGACACCCAAGAUCCCCGAGGAGGAAGCAGUGUGCCGCAUUUGCCUGUGCGAUCUGGGCGAGGAGGGCAAGACGCUCAAGCUCGAGUGUAGCUGCAAAGGGGAGCUGGCGCUGGCUCACGAGGAGUGCGCUCUCAAGUGGUUUGGGAUUCGAGGCAACCGCGAGUGCGAUGUUUGUGGCCAGGAGGUCGUCAAUCUCCCCGUCACGCUCGUCAGGCUCCAGCAAAACCAAAACAAUACCAACGCUGAAACUCAAGUUCUCCAGCAAGCUCAAAUGGCGUAA